CUAAACUAGAGAGCCCACUUCGUGUUCGUUUUUCUGCACUCGGAGCCGUCGCCUGUGGAAGUUGCAGGGUUGUUCGGUUAAUCAUGUUGAAGAUUCAAACGCCGAAGUCGGGCAAAGGCAAACGGGAAGUCGAGAAGCGCGCGCCUAAGCUCGUUGAAACUGGGAAGAAAACGUUGAUACUUCAUGGGACGAAGACGAGUGCUACGCUGAAUGCCGUAUUGAUGGAACUGUACCAUCUGAAGAAGGGAGGUGCUGUGAAAUACUCAAGGAAGAAUGAGAAUAUCAGGCCCUUCGAGGCCGGAGGCGAAACCUCUUUGGAGUUCUUCUCCCAGAAAACCGAUUGCAGCAUCUUCGUGUAUGGUUCUCACUCGAAGAAACGACCUGACAAUCUUGUACUUGGGAGAAUGUAUGAUCACCAUAUCUACGAUCUUAUCGAAGUUGGGGUAGAGAACUUUAAGUCGUUGCAGUCUUUUACUUACGAUAAGAAGAUAGCUCCUCACGAAGGAUCAAAGCCUUUCAUUUGCUUUAUGGGAGAAGGAUUUGAGAAUGUACAAGAGCUGAAACAUCUAAAAGAAGUCUUGCUUGACCUGUUUCGAGGAGAGGUCGUGGAGAAUCUGAACCUCGCUGGAAUAGAUCGUGCUUACAUAUGUACAGCUGUAUCUCCAAACAGGGUUUUCCUUACUCAUUGCGCGCUGAGGCUCAAAAAGUCAGGAACCAUUGUACCUAGGAUGGAACUUGUAGAAGUCGGUCCAUCCAUGGACUUGGUUGUCCGUCGCCAUCGCCUUCCUAACGAAAGCUUAAUGAAAGAAGCCAUGAAAACUGCUAAAGAUAAGCCUAAGAAGAAGGUUUAUAAUAGGCUUUGUACUCCUUUUCUUCUCCAUCCAUGUCAAGUGAAGAACAAGGUGGUUGCUGAAACAGAUCAGACCCAUGAGCUUAUGAUGUGUGUUUUUGUCUGA
Tarenaya hassleriana is the source of this 956-nucleotide messenger RNA. RefSeq names its product ribosome production factor 2 homolog. Gene Ontology annotation, molecular function: rRNA binding. The transcript has 4 exons. Gene Ontology annotation, cellular component: nucleolus. Bases 84 to 956 code for a protein of 290 amino acids. Gene Ontology annotation, biological process: maturation of LSU-rRNA from tricistronic rRNA transcript (SSU-rRNA, 5.8S rRNA, LSU-rRNA); ribosomal large subunit assembly. The record is from RefSeq and is a predicted model, not a curated record. Lineage: Eukaryota; Viridiplantae; Streptophyta; Magnoliopsida; Brassicales; Cleomaceae.